CCUUGGCUCACAUAUACUGCGUGGGAAAAGACAUAUGGCAAAAUCAUUCACUCUCACAUCCUUGGGAUCGAUAUGAUCAUCAUAAACUCUGAAUCAAUCACACAGGAGUUGUUGGACAAGCAUUCUGCAAUCUACUCAGAUCGUCCCAUCAUUCCUACUAAUGAAAUGGCUGGACUGGGUUUCAAUACCAUACUCCUUCUGUAUGGCGAGACUUUGCAACAACAUUGCAAGAUAUUCCAUCAAAUACUUAGGGCAGAAGCCUCUGUUUCAUACCACAAGAUGUACUCUCGCCAUGCAAACAAGCUAGUCCCCAAUCUCUCUAAGGCCACCGGUGACCUGCAGAAACCAGUUCAAGCAUUCAUCCCUGAUUCAGUGACA
Molecule: messenger RNA, 378 nt
Organism: Suillus subaureus
Lineage: Eukaryota; Fungi; Basidiomycota; Agaricomycetes; Boletales; Suillaceae
Exons: 3
Molecular function (GO): iron ion binding; heme binding; monooxygenase activity
Source: RefSeq, a predicted model, not a curated record